Linum trigynum is the source of this 3196-nucleotide messenger RNA. The record is from the annotation of a GenBank genome assembly. Lineage: Eukaryota; Viridiplantae; Streptophyta; Magnoliopsida; Malpighiales; Linaceae.
ACAUCCUUGCAUCGUAGUUCUUUCUCGUCAAUCAACCAAGCAAUCACACUUUGUUUCAGCCAACGAUGACGGAAAAAGAUGAUCUUGGGCUGACAAUCAUAGCAAUGAAAGGCGACUCAUUAUCUAGGAACAGACAGGUAGCAUUCAACUUAGCACGAUUCCUCAAAUGCCCUCUCAUCGACAUUCACGACAUCCACCAAGCCAUUCAAAAACCCUCCUCCUCUCAAACCAACAACAACAACACCGAAGAAUCUCCGGCCCUAGAUGCUGCAUACGGCUUCGCUUCGACGCAGCUCAGUUUGAAGUUCCCCGUCAUCAUCAACGGGCCCCACCCGCUCCCCCCUGGCGCCACCAUCGGCAACUUGUGGGGACCACUACUCGCGGCUUCUUCCGGCGCUCGCCUCGUCGCCGUCGAAUGUCACCAUCGAGACGACGCCGUUGCUGCCAAAGGUGACGAUGGCAUCUCAUCGGUCCACGUGGACGCCGAGACAUUCGACAGUAGGGAAGCCGAAGGUGUCGUGUCCAAGAUUCGCUUACUUUUACGUCAACAGAAGCAUAACACUACCACGACGCCGUCCAACAAUAGUAAGGUGGUGGCGAAAGGAAAACAGAGAAGGAAGAACGACCACUUGCACGAAUGGGUGGAGAAGCAACCGAUGAACAGCAACACCGCCGAAGGCUGGGCGUGCAUCGCAUGCCAGGACGGAAACGACGCCGUUCAGAUCGGGACGGUGACGUCUUACUACCAGUGCACCGACUGUGACUUUGCAUUGCACAAACACUGCGCCGAGAAACCGGACAAAACACUCAACGUUCUGGUCCUUCUGAACAGAUGCCCGCCGUAUCUGAAAGGACACCACCGACCAAAAGGGUACGAAUUUCCUUCCAAGGUUAAAUGCAGGAACUGCCGCGACGAUGACGAUGACGUGGAGGAGGAGGAGGAGUUCUCCGCCGUGGACGACUGCCACGAUUGCCUGAUGCAGACGAACCUUCACCACAAGUUCUUGCCGACUGUGCUAAGGUAUAAAGAUCACCGUCUGAAUCUGGUCAUCAUGCCGUUUGGUUACGAUUACAAGUACUUGUGCGGCGACUGCGGCGCAAUCGGGUACUCGGUCGGAUACAAAUGUUAUGAGUGCAAUGAAUGGCCCAAUUACCACGUGGAUUGUGCCCUGGUGCCUGCUUAUAAAACUAUUGUUCUUCGUAGGUAGGGAUGGCAAAUUACCCACCCAUGGGUAAUUAUACCCAAACCCAAGUAGAUCCAUUGAUAAUGGGUUGGGUAUGCCGUAUGGGUGAAGUGCAUAUGGGUUUGGGUAAGGUAUGAAUAUUGCUUCCAUAAUCUAAAUGGGUAUGGGUUGGAUAUGGAUAUCCAUUUACUUGAGGGUGUUUUAACUACACAUGCAAAAAGUGGACCUAUUUGUAAAACUUGAAAAGUUUAGGUACCAAAAUGUAAGACCGAAAAAAUUUAGGUACCAAAACAUAAUUUUCCAUCGAUAUUUUGAGGACUUAUAUGAAAAAAAAUAAUUUUAGGUACUAAAUAUGCAUGUCUACUAAGUUUGGGUACCAAACUGUAAUUUGUAUUUGGGCAUGGGUACAAACCCAAAUCCAUUUGAUAUAAACCCAACUCAACCCAAAGUAAAUGGGUAUGGGUACAAACCCAUCAAACUCUACAUAUAUCCAUCUAUUUGGAUUUCAUACCCAACCCAAUUGGGUUGGAUAGUAAGAAACCCAUGGGUAUGGGCAAAGUUGUCAACCCUAUUCAUAAGUUUAUGCCGCCGCUGCCGUCGCCGCCGCCGCCUCAUUCUCGUUCAAUUGCUAUGUCUCGUCCUUCUUCUCCCAUUUCGCGGGAAUAAAUGGAGUCGACGUAUAGUGAAAGGUACAAGAGUUUUAGGAAUAAUAAUUUGUAACUUGUAUUAUGAAACCACAAAACGGUUUAUAUAUAAUACAAGAAGACUUGUAAAGAGAAUCACAAUACUACAAAGCAGAACUAUUAAAAACUAUACUAAAAGGACAAAAAGAAAUAUAACAUUAUUCUUAAUCUAUCUCUAGCAGAAGGAAUCACUUUAAUUUCUCUGUUUCAGUUUGAGCGUUUGUUUCACUUUUUAAUUGUUUAGUUACCAUAAGGUUUAUGAACUUUAUCGUUCUGCGUGGAUUGGCCUUGGGUUUGUAAUUCAUAUUAUAUUGGCUCAAGGUUUGAAAUAAUAAGUUCUCAUCACCACCACUUAAAGAGUGAAUUGCGAAUAAUUAUAUAUCUGAACUUUUAAUCUUGGGUAUAGUUCAAUUCUUUUUUAUCUCGUUUCAACCACAACUAUUGUUUAAGAGAUAAAUUAUAAAUAAUUAUAUAUGUCAAUGACGUAGCACUCACGUUUUCUGUCCUUUAUUGUUUUUUUAUUAUUUUAAUUUCAAAAUAUAAAUAAUUAUACUUGUUAAUGACGUAGCAGUCACAUUUUUUUCACGUCGACAAAAAGUCAACAAUAGUUGAAUUUGUAAUGUGUCAUUCGUUAACUUUAUGUCUUUCAUUUAUCAAUACCGUAUUUUCCUACGUAUACUACGUGUUAUCAAUGAAUCUUUCACUUCUUGUCUUUCAUCAUAUUCGAUUUUAAAUGACUUUACGUGUUCAAUCAUGUACUCUUCUUAUAAGUUAGGUAUAUACUUUUCUUAGCAAGGAAAAGAUGUGUGGGUCAUGACUCAUGUACGUACAUAUAGUAGUUCCCAUUUUCUUUGCCCAAGUUACGUUCUUCGCAAGGAAUUAAAUUAGUUAUGCUUGCGGGCUGCUGGGUUUCCUCUAAUCACAAGUAAUAUAUUCAUUGCUUCUCCGCCAAAAAAUUAUAUGUAUGUGAUUAGACGACAAAAGUGGAAAUUAAAGUGUUAAUAAUUACAGUUUUGGUCAAUCAAUAUAUAUACACACAAACACAUGCACACACGUCCUUGCAUUUGUAGUUCUUUCUCAUCAAUUAAUCAAUCAAUCAAUCAAUCACACUUAAUUUAUUUCAACCAACGAUGACGGAAAAAGGUGAUGUCGGCGGACUGACGAUCAUCGCAAUGAAAGGCGGCUCACGAUGAAUCUGCGGCCCUAGGUUCUGCAUACGGCGUCGCUUCAACGCAGCUCAGUUCAUCAGGCUUAUGCCAAACCACGAGACUUUAGUUUGCACAGGUUGGACAUAUCAUCUCUUGUGCUAAACAAAUGGUUGAAAAUGGG